Messenger RNA from Phragmites australis (common reed), 3491 nucleotides. RefSeq lists its product as uncharacterized. Gene Ontology annotation, cellular component: EMC complex. The record is from RefSeq and is a predicted model, not a curated record. The transcript is spliced from 12 exons. NCBI's taxonomy places the organism in Eukaryota, Viridiplantae, Streptophyta, Magnoliopsida, Poales, Poaceae. Gene Ontology annotation, molecular function: protein binding. The coding region runs from base 172 to 3141 and encodes 989 amino acids. Gene Ontology annotation, biological process: protein folding in endoplasmic reticulum.
CACGAGCUGGCCGAGCCACCAUGUGGCCCGAUCCUCUGACACCGCUGCAAACAAAACUCCUCCCGAACUCCUCGAUGACUCCCAUCCCCGACCCCGAGUAGGAAACGACGCCACACAUCCGCCGCCGUCAGAUCGGACCUCGACUCCGAAGUCCGAACACCUUCCUCCGCGAUGGCGGGGCCGCCGCGCCGCCCCCUCCUCAUCCUCCUCGUUGGGAUCCUCGCCGCCGCCUCCCUCGCCACCCUCGCCGCCGCCAUCUACGAGGACCAAGUCAGCCUCGCGGACUGGCAUCAGACUUACAUAGGCAAAGUAAAAGAAGCAGUUUACCAUAGCCAGAAGAGUGGAAGGAGGCGUGUUGUGGUCUUAACAGAGGAAAAUGUGAUUGCUUCUCUUGAUCUUCGUUCAGGAGAUAUAUUUUGGCGACAUGUCAUUGACAAGAAUGACCCCUUGGAUCAACUUAGUCUAUCACUUGGAAAAUAUGUUCUAACUCUUUCUUCGGGAGGAACUAUAUUGAGGGCUUGGAAUCUUCCUGAUGGACAGAUGAUCUGGGAAACAAACCUUGAAACUUCCACGCCAUCAAAACCACAAUUGCAUGUUUUGCCAAACAAUAAAAUGGCAAAAGAUAAUUUGGUUUUAGUUUCGGCUGGACGAUGGAUUUAUGCUGUAUCAAGCAUUGAUGGAGCAAUUUCAUGGGGAAAGGAGUUCUCUCUUGAUGGCUUAGAAAUCAAGCAGGUUCUCCAAUCACCUGAAAAGGAUACUGUAUACGCUGUAGGAAUUGCUGGUUCCUCAAAGCUAGCUUUGUAUCACUUGAAUGCUAAAACCGGAGAGAUAGUAAAGGAUAUCCAAGAGUCACUACCUGAUGGAUUAUGCGGUGAAACAGUACUUGGUUCUGAUAAUGUGUUGGUAGCAUUGGAUAAUACCAGGUCAGGUCUGUUUCUUAUUGAGUUCAAGGGUGAAAGAAUUAGCUACAACAAGGUGCAUGUUUCAGAUCUUGUUCAAGAACUAUCUGGAACAUUCAAACUUCUAUCUUUAAUGUCCAAUGGUGUCAUAGCUUUGCAAGCAUCUUCAUCUGUUUCCCUCCUAAAACUCAGAGGUACUAAUGGGUUGGAAGUAGUUCAGAGAUUUGACCAACCAGCUGCAGUGAGUGAUGCCUUGACAAUCACAGAAAAUGAUGGAGCUAUUGCCGUUGUCCAACAUGUGGAUUCCCAAAUUGAAUUUAUUGUAAAAUUUACAAGUGAUGUAAACAGUGAAGUUAUUAGAGAAAAAGUUAAUAUAGAUCAACAUAGGGGCAAUGUUGAGAAGGUCUUCUUGAAUAAUUAUGUCCGAACUGAUAGAUCUCAUGGUUUUCGAGCUUUGGUUGUAAUGGAGGAUCAUUCACUCUUGUUAAUCCAACAAGGUGAGGUUGUUUGGAGCAGAGAGGAUGGGCUUGCUUCAAUUGUUGAUGUAACAACGUCUGAAUUGCCUGUUGAGAAGGAUGGUGUCUCAGUUGCAGAUGUGGAACACAAUCUCUUUGAAUGGCUUAAGGGACACUUGCUUAAACUCAAAGGAACUCUAAUGCUUGCAAACGCUGAUGAAAUUGCUGCAAUCCAAGCAUUGAGACUCAAAAGCUCUGAGAAAAAUAAGAUGACAAGAGACCAUAAUGGAUUUCGUAAACUCCUUAUUGUACUAACAAAGGCUGGCAAAGUGAUAGCUCUGCAUACUGGAGAUGGACGCAUUAUCUGGUCAAAUUUGCUGCCGUCCCUUCGUGCCUCCAGAUCUAGUGGAAUGCCUUCUGCCUUAAGGAUAUACCAAUGGCAGGUCCCGCAUCACAGCGUGAUGCGUGAGAACCCGUCCAUACUUGUUGUUGGCAAAUCUGGAGCAGAAUCUUCUGCUCCUGGUGUCUUUUCUAUUCUUGAUUCGUAUUCUGGAGAACUGAACUCUAUGAAGCUUGACCAUUCUGUUGUCCAAAUUAUGCCAUUGGCACUGAAGGAUUCAUCUGAGCAGCGACUUCAUCUGAUUGUUGAUUCCAAUUCCCAUGCUCAUUUAUAUCCGAGAUCUAGAGAUGCCCUUACCGUAUUUCAUCAUGAAAUGUCAAACCUGUAUUUAUACUCUGUAGAUAUUCAGAGAAAUGUUAUCCAAGGGUAUUCAUUACAGAAGUCAUGUGAUCUUAAUUUGGGUGAUGAGUACUGCUUCAGCACGAAGGAGUUAUGGUCUAUCAUUUUUCCUUCUGAUGCCGAAAGGAUUGCUAUCUCUGAAACACGAAAGAUGAAUGAGGUUGUUCAUACGCAAGCAAAGAUAAUCGGUGAUCAUGAUGUGAUGUAUAAGUAUUUAUCGAAGAAUUUAGUUUUUGUUGCUACUGUGUCUCCCAAAGCUGCCGGUGAAAUUGGAUCUGCGCUACCUGAAGAAGCUUCACUUGUUGCAUAUCUUAUUGAUGCAGUCACCGGACGCAUACUGCACCGUGUGACUCAUCAUGGUGCACAAGGCCCUGUACAUGCAGUUGUAAGCGAGAACUGGGUUGUCUAUCAUUAUUUCAAUCUCCGAGCUCACAGAUUUGAAAUGGCAGUGAUUGAGAUAUAUGAUCAAUCUAGAGCGGACAAUAAAGAUGUUAUGAAGCUCAUACUCGGGAAGCAUAAUCUUUCAGCACCAAUUACUUCUUAUGCGCGCCCAGAGGUUGUGGUAAAAUCCCAGUCAUACUUUUUUACCCAUUCAGUAAAAGCAAUGGCAGUUACACAAACAGCUAAGGGGAUUACUUCCAAGCAGCUUUUGAUUGGCACGAUUGGUGACCAGGUUUUGGCACUUGAUAAGCGCUAUCUUGAUCCGCGCCGUUCAGUGAAUCCCACGCAGCAAGAGAAAGAAGAGGGCAUUAUACCAUUAACAGAUUCUUUGCCUAUUAUUCCUCAGUCCUUUGUGACACACUCUCAUCAAGUGGAAGCCCUGCGAGGAAUUGUUUCUAUUCCUGCAAAGUUGGAGUCCACUACUCUUGUUUUCACCUACGGAGUUGAUCUUUUCUAUACCCAGCUUGCGCCGUCAAGGACCUAUGAUUCCCUCACAGACGAAUUCAGUUAUGCACUUCUUUUAAUCACAAUUGCAGUCUUGGUUGCUGCCAUUAUUGUUACUUGGAUUUGGUCUGAGAAAAAGGAGUUGAGAGACAAGUGGAGGUGAGUGAGGCCUCAGCGUUCUGAUGUGGAUGAAAUUUUGGGCCCUAGCCAUCUUCCUUUUCCUCCCCCUUUUUCAUUUCUAGUGCUAGGGUUCGUUUCACUUUUGACUAAGCCUUUAUUUAUGUAACCUUUUGACAACAAAACCUAUGCUGAAUUAACACACUGAUGAAGUCCUGUAGGAAAGCCACUUAAGCAAUUACAAACUCUCGACAUGACAUUAAAGAACUGUCAGAGCACGGAUGGCACGAAUGAAUUGCUUAUAUUGCGUAAGAUACCAUUGUGACCAAUCUUUUUGGCAGAUUGUUAGUUAUUGCUGUUACCUUGUAACUUAAUGAGCUUGUCAUGUUUCAAUCA